GUCAUUUCUCGGCAAAUCGCAAUGGAUCGUGUAGAGUGAGUGCGUCAGUGCGACUUUUCGAAUAUUGUGAAUAUAGUGUAGUUGCUCUCGCCCAUGGUUGCUAAAAGGCGAAUUCAUAGUUUGUUUACAUUUUCGUGAGCACUGAGUAAUUACUACAACAACGGCAACAAAAGCAAGAAAAAGCAGGCGCAUCGCCAGCAACAACAACAUUACUGUAAUUUUUUAGUGAUGUCAUCAGAAGUUUCGUUUCGUGGUCGUUGUCGUCGUAGUUGUCGACGUAGUUUGAAAAUUUCUGUUGCCAAUAUUUUCCAAGCGAAAUUUAUUUGUUCUAUCUAAUGUUCUCUUGGAUACAAUAUCAUCAUCACCACUGUCUUAUUCGCUUGCUUAAAUACCUGCUGUUAUACCAUAGAACAUUGGGAACAUCCAAAUCAAAGAAAUUAAAAACCACACCAAAGGACGAUAUUAGUCAGCCGCAACCAUUAAUAGUUUUGCUUUUCGUAGUAGCGUCAAUACUACAAUUUCGCAUCUUUUUGGGUUGCCCUCAUAACAAAAAAAAUUGUCAAGCUGAAGCAAUUGUCGCAAGACGUGACGGUGCUGUUGAAAAUUAAAAAAAUGAACAGCAUCGGUGAGGAGAACGGCAACUCGAGCAACAUUGAGGAAGGUCACAAUUUGACGACUAGCUCAACGCAGCACCAAAGCAACAACUCCUCGAAUUCAACCGCCGGCAAUAGUGUAGCAACAUCGUCAACAGCGAAUGUGGCCACAGUGUUGACUACAACUGCGAAUGCACAAUAUCCAUUAGCGCCAGUACACAAUCUACAGCAAAUGCAGUCUGUAAUUCAGGCAGCCAAUCAGUCGUCAGUCAUUCAAACAGCCGCCACAAAUGCGAUGCCUGUGGUAUCGCCGGCGGCGACAGGGCCCAAGGGUGUGCUAUAUGUGAAUAAACCGCCAAGUACAACGGUCAUACACACAACAUCAGGCAGUGGUGUACAACUCCCUCCAAAUUUUCAAUGUAAGAUCAAACCCGAACCAAUUACACAACACCUCGAUACCAAUAGUGAGGACAGUCUCACCGAUGACGAUUCACCGCAGCGACGAAUAGAGCUUACACGAAGACCAUCGUAUCAUAAAAUUUUCACCGAAAUUAGUGGACCUGAUAUAACAGGUGGAGCGACUUUGCAAAUGUCAGAUACUGGUGGAUUACCUACGUUACCGGGCACGGUGGGCAGUACAAGUGGCACACUAAUACAAUUGCCGCCGGACAACGCGCCAACAUUUUACAUACCUCAUAGGAUUCCAUAUAAUACUAAUAAUAGUGGCAUAGCUGAAGAUCAAACGCGAAAGCGAGAGAUACGUUUACAGAAAAAUCGUGAGGCAGCGCGCGAGUGUCGGCGUAAAAAGAAGGAAUACAUAAAGUGCCUGGAAAAUCGUGUGGCGGUGCUUGAGAACCAAAAUAAAGCGCUCAUUGAAGAAUUGAAGUCACUCAAAGAGCUCUAUUGUCAAACGAAGAUCGAUUGAGAAAGGCAGGAGGACGACGAGGACGACCAUGCGGUUGAGGCGAAGGUGGCGGCUUCGGCUGAUUAUGAAGACAACGACGACGGCAAUGUCGAUAAAAUUGAGGCAGUAAGUGCAGGGAAUUUGGCUGUUGCUGCGACCAUAGGAACUGAUAACUUUGAAACUGUUGUUGCCAGAGGAAUUAUUAAUCUCAAUCCAAUAGUUGAAACGGAAGGACUUACUACUGAGAAUACUACAAUACUUGAUGGGUUAACUUAUGUUGACGACGAUGAUAGCAACCUUUACGAGGAGGAUGCUGCAUCGGAAAGUGUUAAAGUUGAAGAAAAUGAUCCAGCCAAUAAUUGUCAAAUGCAAGUGGUGCAUCUGGAAACCACUUCGUCUACAGCGGCAACAGCAACAACAACAACUAUUGUGCGUCGCCUUGUAGUUGCGAAUGUGAAUGCUGCCGCUGCCACUGCCGUGAAUGCCACCGCCGCCACCGUUGUUUUUGUGCCCGCUAGACCUCCCACAAAUUGUUAACCUGAUUCGGCGAAGAAUUAGCAUUGCACUAAUUUUUCGACUGAACUAAUUUUUUGAAGAAAAAAAAAAACAAAAAACAAAAACAAACAAAAAAUGCAAGAAUGGAAAAGUGAAAAGGAGAAAAUACUUUUUUGUAAUUAAAUUUAUAUAUCUUUCUAUUUAAAAUUAGAUGAGAUAUAAGAUAAGAAUAGGUGCAUUUUAGUUGUGUAAAUGCUAUUCAACUUCAUGUGUAAUGAUGUGUAAUGGAAUUUGUGGAAAUUGCAAACGGCAGUCAAAAUGUAAAAGGCCGUGGUGAUUUUCGCAAAAACCUUAAGUGAAUGGACCCACUACAAAGUGAAAGCAAAAAUAAUUUGCAUCAAAUGUUUUAAAUACAAUUUUAAAUUUAAAAUGAAUUUGUUUCUAAGUUUGUAUGCUACUGUACUAUAGAUGAUGAUGAGGAGUGUGGAAAGGAGUAGCAAAUGCUUUUGAUACCUUGGCUCCGUAGAAAAUUAUGAAAUGAGAAAACAUAUUGGAAGUUAAGUAAUAGAAAAUAAAACUGAAGUUAAGGUUAAAAUAAAAACUAAAUGACGAAAACAUUUCGAAACUUAAAUAUCAAAUAAAAGUUGUAAAUUAUACUUAAAUUGUUUAAUAGUGCACAUUUCUUUUUAUGUGUAUUUAUAUAUUUGUGAGAAAAGAGAGUAAAAGUUAGAAAAAAAAAAAACAACGCAAAGGACGAAACCGAAAUCAUCACCAGCAAACGAGGCAGAAUCGCAGUAGUUAGUCCUCCGAUUUUCCUCGCUUAUGUGGUAAAAUAGUAAGGACCAUUUUUUCGUGCGAGUUUAUAACUAAGCUCAACCCGAUAAGACUCAACUUGAAAACUUAGUUUAACUGCAAACCAGGUUGAAACAUGCACUGAAAAACUGAUCCUAAAUCUAUUUGUUGCUUGCAAGGUAUAUUACAUUAUAUUUUGAAGCCAACAAUAAUUUAUAUGCUUAUUUUUUAAUUUAAUUUCGUUUACAAAUGUAAAUCACUACACCAUAAUUCAUUACAAAAGCUCUUUGUUAUUACUGUCUUUAGUUUAAUUAAUUUAAAUAAAAAAGAUGUGCCGAAAAGGGGCAUGAAUCAGAGUCAAAAGAAAAUUGGAAAACUUUUUUUUAAA
Messenger RNA from Anastrepha obliqua, 3172 nucleotides. It is a transcript of the gene CrebB, whose product is annotated as cyclic AMP response element-binding protein B. The coding region runs from base 613 to 1518 and encodes 301 amino acids. The transcript is spliced from 6 exons. Gene Ontology annotation, molecular function: DNA-binding transcription factor activity, RNA polymerase II-specific; protein binding; RNA polymerase II cis-regulatory region sequence-specific DNA binding. Gene Ontology annotation, biological process: regulation of transcription by RNA polymerase II. Gene Ontology annotation, cellular component: nucleus; transcription regulator complex. The record is from RefSeq and is a predicted model, not a curated record. NCBI's taxonomy places the organism in Eukaryota, Metazoa, Arthropoda, Insecta, Diptera, Tephritidae.